Manis javanica (Malayan pangolin) is the source of this 14979-nucleotide messenger RNA. The record is from RefSeq and is a predicted model, not a curated record. Lineage: Eukaryota; Metazoa; Chordata; Mammalia; Pholidota; Manidae.
UCCAGAUAUGCCCUCGCUCCCCCAUGUAAUCACCUAUUGAUAUGGAGAUGGACUACUUCUUUCUGCCCCUCGGAUAUACCUAUCGAUAUGGAGAUGCACUAAGGCCAGGUGCACCUGCGUUCUGCCAGGCGCCUCUGUGAGCUCUGCUGUGCCAACCGGGGCACUUUCAUCAAGGUGGGCCAGCAUCUGGGGGCUCUGGACUACCUGCUGCCCGAGGAGUACACCAGCACGCUGAAGGUGCUGCACAGCCAGGCCCCGCAGAGCAGCAUGCAAGAGGUCCGCCAGGUCAUCCGCGAGGACCUGGGCAAAGAGAUCCAUGAUUUGUUUAUGAGCUUUGACGAUACCCCUCUGGGGGCCGCUUCCCUGGCUCAGGUCCACAAGGCGGUGCUGCAUGAUGGGCGGACGGUGGCUGUGAAGGUCCAGCACCCAAAGGUGCAGUCUCAGAGCUCAAAGGACAUUCUCCUAAUGGAGGUGCUUGUCUUGGCUGUGAAGCAGCUGUUUCCAGAGUUUGAGUUCAUGUGGCUGGUGGAUGAAGCCAAGAAGAACCUGCCUUUGGAGCUGGAUUUCCUCAAUGAAGGGAGGAACGCUGAAAAAGUGGCCCAAAUGCUCAAGCACUUCGAUUUCUUAAAGGUCCCCCAAAUCUACUGGGAGCUGUCCACCAAGCGGGUCCUUUUGAUGGAAUUUGUGGAUGGUGGGCAGGUCAAUGACAGAGACUACAUGGAGAAGAACAAGAUUGACGUCAACCAGAUCUCACGCCACCUGGGCAAGAUGUACAGCGAGAUGAUCUUUGUCAAUGGCUUUGUGCACUGCGAUCCCCACCCAGGCAAUGUGCUGGUGCGGAAACGUCCGGGCACAGAAAAGGCAGAGAUUGUCCUGUUGGAUCAUGGGCUCUACCAGGUGCUCACGGAAGAGUUCCGCCUGGAUUACUGCCGCCUCUGGCAGUCGCUGAUCUGGACUGACAUGAGGAGGGUGAGGAAGUAUAGCCAGCGCCUGGGAGCGGGCCAUCUCUACCCCUUGUUUGCUUGUAUGCUGACAGCCCGGUCGUGGGACUCGGUCAACAAGGGCAUCGGCCAAACGCCAGUCACUGCCACUGAGGACUCAGAGAUCCGCAACAAUGCAGCCAACUACCUCCCCCAGAUCAGCCAGCUUCUCAACGAUGUGCCGCGCCAGAUGCUUCUCAUCUUCAAGACCAACGACCUGCUGCGUGGCAUUGAGGCCGCCCUCAGCACGCGUGCCAGCUCCAGCUCCUUCCUCAGCAUGUCGCGUUGCUGCGUCAGAGCACUGGCUGCGCACAAGAGGAAGCGUACCUGUUCGUUCUUCAGAAGGACCCAGAUCUCCGUCAGCGAAGCCUUCCGCUUAUGGCAGAUCAACCUUCAUGAACUCGCACUGCGUGUGAAGGGGCUGAGGCUGGCUGGCUGGCUCUUGGCCCUGCUCUGCUGGCUGUUGCCUGCUCCACACUGAGGACUUGCUGCUCCUUCUCCUUUCUGGUGUGUGGCCUGUUGUGGGCAAGCAGACUUCUCAUUCCUCAUUCUUUGGUUGUGUCUCAGCCGGCUUGCCUGGUUUCUGCCACAUGGUGGCCUGGAGCCCCACAGUCACUGUCCCUGGCACCAUUAUACCCCACCUCCGAAUGCCUUGUCUCUGGGUCCCCAACCUGUACCAGGCAGUAGGUUUCUCUCUUUACCAGGGAGGUGGUACGACAGUCUGCUUCCCCACUCCAGGGGUGUGCCAUAGGGUUGAAUGUACCCCCACGCCCAAUAACCUUUCCUUUUGUCAGGGUGGACCAUGAAUCCCAUUGAAUUCCUACAUGCAUUCCUACAUUCAACGUGUAGGAAGUCUGACUUUGUCAGAGGAGAGCAUGGUUUCUGAGCUGGCUAGAGAACAGGUUCCCUCUCUUUGCCCUGCCACUCCGCAGAGGCAUUACACUUCAGUGAGGUGGCUUGGCCUCUGAGGUGUGCUCCGUUGCAGCUGUGUGCUCACUGCUCUCAUGGUGACCCCUUUGGUGUUUUAUGUACUGUGUCUCAGUAAACACCUCGGCACAGUUGCCGGCAAGGGCUUAAUCGGUGAGAUCACUACCUUGGCCGGUAAGUAAGAGUAGGCUUGGACCCUAUGCUCCAUCAUGGUCUGCUUGGCACCUUGAUCCUGUAAUCCUACCAGCUUUCCACUGUUGGCCACUUCCUGCAUUUUCUCAGGAUUCUGAGACUGUGGUCAGAGAAGCUAAGAAGCCCAAGGCCAGGAACGGGGAGGCUCAGCUGAAACAUGUGAUUUUGGUUCUCCUGGGUCCUCACCUUGCCUGUGACCUGGCAGCUGAUUUGUUCUAAUUGCUUCCUGAUGUAGCUCUUUGGUUCUUCAUUCACCCCUAGCCCUGGAGACUCUAGUCUAAACUUUGGUCACUGUGGUUGGGGUUCCCCUCUGAAACCCCCAUGUGCCCUGUCUGGACUCUGAACUUCCACCUUAUUGCCUGCUGCCAGCAUGGCAUCACCCCCAGCUCACCCACCUGCUCCCGUGUCUGGGACAUCCCCAAAUUCUGCUCUGUCUUCUGCAUCUGUGUGGUCUCCACAUCCCCCAAACCCCAGAUUUGGCACGUCCUACCAUCACUGAGCACCUGUGCUCACAGGCAGUAACUGUACUUAAGUCUCUUUAAUCUUACUUCACCCCAUUCACAGGGGCAGAAAAACUCUGAAUUUUAGUCUCAUUUUCUAUUCUCUUUAUUCACAAUACAAGCAGAUUUUCCACUGACCAGAGACGAUUUGCAAUCACUUCAUUUCCUGAAAGAAUUAAUUGUUUUUAGUGACCAGUUGGAUGCACCCAGGGACCUGAGAGAAUAAUUUGCAAGAUCUCAUAUUAAUCAUGAGGAUGCCUGCUGCAUAUUAUAUUUUAUGGUGUCUUUUACAGCCACUGAAGUAAAUAUAAAUGUCCUUUUUGUUCAAGGUAAUGGUUACUUGCUUUCCACUUUUGGUUUAAUGGUUGGUUUCAUUGUGUCCUGGGAUCUAAACCAUCAGCAUGUUGUCAGUGGGCCUGGCACUCUCAAAACAGUUAUCUAGGGAUAGUAGAAAGUUUGGGAGAGUUUGGGGUACAGGGCUGUUUGAAAGUCAGAGGGGAGUUGGCUGGUGAUUACUGAAUGCCUUCCACAUGUGUGAGACCAUGUCUGGCUCUUUGUAAAUAAGUUACAUCACUGAAUUGUACCAUCAGUCCUAUGAGGGGGAGGGCCCACUAGCCUCAUCUCACAGAGAUGUGAACUGAGGCUCAGAGAGGGUUAGUAAUUUGCCUGAAGUCAAGCACAGCUGCUAAGCGGUGGCCCAUGCUUCAGUUCGUAUUCCACAGUGCUGUAGCUGUGGGUCGCACUUGCUUCCUGAGCUGUCACAUGUGCCUGAAUUGGUCCUCAAAAACCCUGAUUACAGAGGAAGUUGGAUUUUCAGUGGAGGUAGGGGAGAGGAUAGGUAAAGGAGACAGAAAGUCCUGGAAAUGCAGAUGGAGUCCGGGUUGUUCGCUGAGGCUUAAGCUAGGAUGAACCUGGGGCACUACAAACUGCUAUGCAAUUCUGAUACCACCCAGCAUUCGUGUAGACUCCACAGGCUCCAGGGCACAGUCCCCAUCUGACUGUCCUCACUGCAGACCCAAGCUGGGGGUUCCCAGGAUAACUGUACUUCUGACCAACCGACUACAAAUGUGGGAGUUCCUACAGCCCCCAGAUUCAAUAAUUUGUUAGAAUGACCCACAGAACUCAGGAAAGCACUAUACUUGUGAUUAGUUUUGUUAUAAAAGCUAUGAAUCAGUCAAAUGAAGAGACAUAAGGUGAGGUCUAGGAAGGUCUGGAAUGUAGAGCCUCUAAGUCUCCUGUGGAAUUGGGACACACCCUCUCAUCGUAUCUAUGUUUGUUGAGCUUCAGCAUUCAGAGUUUUUAUCAGGGUUUCAUUUCAUAGACAUGGUUGAUUGAAUCAUUGACUACAUGAUUGAAUUCCAUCUGCAGCUCCUCUUCCCUCCCCUCCUCAGAGAAGGUAGGACUCAUUCUGAGUCAUCUAGUAUAAACUUGGGUGUGAUCUAAGGGGCACAGCGUGAGAAACAAAGGUACUUCUAUCACUGAGAAAUUCCAAGGAGUGAGAGAUUAUCUCCUGGAAACCAGGGAGAAAGGCCGGAUUCUCUAUUAUAUAGCAGUCACCCUGGUGCCUUCUCCUCCUGUGCUGCUGGCCUAUGUCUUUGUUGACUGUGUCUACUGCUUGACCAGGUGGGGCCAUUCCUGGAGCCCAGAGCCAUAGGAGGGGAUUUUCUCCCAGUUUCUGUUAUGCAGUUCAGAGAUAGCUUGGAUGAGUUUCUGUGUGGUACCUUUGCCCUGAUCCCUUCUCUGUCCUGUGAAAUUUGCCAUGAAUUGAUUUGGGUUUAGUGUAUCCCAGUAAAAUCCCAUGACUGUUUUUUCCCAACAAAGACAGUGUGUCAGGAAGUCACCAUCAACUCUGAAGAGUGUUUCCUUUUUUAACACUUGGAUACUUACUCAACUUAGGUGUUGGUUUCUUUGACUGGGGCAGCAUGGCUAUUCCCUGCCCCCCUCCUCUUUUUAGGUGGAGGGGAAAUUCCAGCUCUUUGGCACAUUCUGUCUAGAUCCUCUCAGAUAUGUGCUCAGCUCAUAGUAAGUUCAAAUGUCCUGGCUUUUAGUAAAUGUUUAAUAAACACACACUUAUUUAGAAUCUCAGAAUACUUUGUUUUCAGGGAUGUUGAAAUCUGUGUAUUAAAAAAACUACAUGCCCAACUCAGCCUCCAUGAGGCAUGUGGCCUUAUUUGACUGCCAGGUUAAUUUCCUCAGAGUCUGAGCCGACUCCCAGGUUCAGAGAUGCCAUUUUCAGCAUUAUAGACAGCCCAGGGCCCUCCUGUCACAGUGAGGCCUCCAAGAAUGUGAGCAUCUAAUGACAUUGCAGGGAACCAAAGUGCCUCCAAGGGGCACCCAAUCCAACACUUAGGGGCAGGACUUUGUAGGAAGUUCAGAAUUUCCCUCAGUAUAAGCAAAUAUGAGGAGGGUUAAAUAGAGCCAAGCAGAGAGACCCUUGGGUUUCAGUGAUCUCAAGAUACAGCCAUAAGGACGAGCUAGGGUCUGCAUUUGGGAGCUGGUGAUUGGGCAAGAUCCUAAUUGGACAAAUGGCUACAGAGAGUGGCGUGUUCUCUGCAGCCUGGCCUGUUGGAGCAAUGAGGUGUGUUGGGCUGCAUCAGAAGGAUCUUGAUAGUUAAGGAGAGGCUUUGAAUGCAAGGUGACUGGGGGUGACUGCUACUGAUCACUGGCCAAAGGGGACUGUGGGAUGCCCAGUUUCCUAAGCCUGAAGUCUGCAGACAUUUUGGUGAAAGCCCAUGUGUUCAAAAAGGCUGUUCUCACCUCAUUUCCUCUGUCCUUUCUUCCUGUGAAGUGAGGCCUGUUAUAAGCUGCACUGACUAGUUGGCACUCUCCCCUUUUGUAAAGGGGGUGGGGUCAGCCUUCAGCAGAGUAAGCAUUAAAUAAACCUUGGGCUAUAGCUGUGAUGCCCAUUUUCCUGCAGUGACUGCUCCUGGCCUUUUUUUUCUGGAGGCUGCCUCAGCCCCUGCUGUCAGCUCACCCUGCCCUGCCAGGUCACCGUGCCCCUGGCCAGCACUGCUGGGGGCAGAAAACACUCUGUCCGGUCUUGCCUUUGGCUUAAUAGUGGCCUGGUAGUUCCUCUGAUGUGCCUUCCUAUUUUCUCCUUCCCUAGGUGGGAGGCCAGGCUGCGAAGACUGGCAAAGUGUUGGGUAGUAAGCCCUUGACCUCUGCCAUUCCAGCUCCCAUUUCUCUAUCCUCUCUCCCUGCUCUUUCAUUCUAGAACAGUGUUUCUCAAACUUUCAUGUAAAAAUCAAUAACCUGGGCUCUUGUUCAAACACAGAUUCUGACUCGGUGGAUCUGGGUGGGUCUGUGGCCCACACUUUGAGUUGUAAGGAUACAGGCAAGAGGUCCUGAAGGUGUCCUGGACCAGCAGCAGCUGAACCUGGGAGAUGAUUCUUCUGAAUCGGAAACAAAAGCCCAGCAAUCUGUUUUAAUAAGCCCUCCAGGUUCUCAAACCUACCUGCACACAGGAAUCACAGGAAAGCUUUGAUUGUCCAAGAUUGUGGUUUAAUUUAAGGUUUGAAUGAGGGCUGGGCAUUUUGAAUUAUAUUUUGUUUUGCUUUUAACUUUUCAUUUUGAGAUAACUUUAGAAUUACAGUAGAGUUGCAAAGAUAGUUCACAGAGGGUCCCUACAUACCCUUCCCCUAGCUUUUCCUGAUAUUAACAUCAUAUAUAACCACAAUACCUUUAUAACACUAAGGAAUUAACAUUAGUACAGUACUAUUAGCUUCUUGAUUCAGAUUUCACUCAUUUCCCCACUGAUGUCCUCCCAGUGUUACCAUGUCAAAUUCAGUCGUCGUGUCUCCUUGGUCUCCUCUGCUCUGUGAGAGUUGUUUAGGUUUCCCUCGUUUUUCAUGACCUUGACACUCUAGAAGAGGACAGUUCAGGAAUUUGGUACAAUGUCUCUCAAUUUUGGUUUGUCUGAUGUUUUCUUGUGAUUAGAAUAGGGUUAUGGAUUUGGGGAAGAAUCGCACAGAGGUGAAGGGCCAGUCUCAUCACAUCAUAUAGGGGAAACAUGACAUUAUGAUUUCCUGUUUUUAUUCUUUAAAGCUCCCCAGCCAGGGUGGGGUACCCUGCUCGCACACCUACCCAGUGUCUUCUGGAGAAGGAGGAAGUGCAGCUUAUGAAUUCCUCCACAUGUGGGCAUAGGCACAGUCUCUUUGAAAUUAAGGCCUGGCUAUUUCCAAAUUAAAAGGCUUCCAGGAAAUUUUUAAAAUGCAGACAUGCCAACACAAGGUAGUAAAAAUGGCAGGGUAGUGUAGUUUGCAUGCUGACACUCACCACAAUUAACACUUUAAGCAUACACCCAAACAGAAUGACAAAUGGAUACACAAAUGGAUCCAGAAGUGUGGAUGUUGAGCCCUGUCCCCCACAACAUAGGCCUGGUGCUAGAGGUUUUGUUUUCCUUGUGCACUUGCUGUUCUAGAAAUGAAAGUCACCAGUGGGGGUGUUGGCCAGGAGCCCUCUGGUCAGUUACUCCUGAGUGGUGGGCCUUGCAUCCUUCGCACCAGUCUGAGCUGGCAGCUACCUUCCAGUGCCCAGAGGGGGCAAGUCAGAGUCUCAUUGACUUUCAAACCAUGACCCCUAGCCAUGAAUGGUGGAAGUGGUUGGUGGCCCUUUCUCUAGGUGGAGAAUAAUGGAGAGCGAAGGUUGGAGGGCUGGAGUGUCAGCAACACAGACUUCUUCCCAAGGCUAAUGCUGGUUGGAACAUGAAGUCUUUCAGACUCCCCAGGCUGGUGAGUUAGCAACAGAGGUCAGGGGCUCUGGCUAUUUCCUUCCCUUUUGGAGCUGCCAGGGCUGUGUAUGGUCAGUGGGGGUUGGUGGGGGCUCUCUGCCUGGCCUCUAGGUGUUUGCUCCUUUUUGUGCCAAAUGUGAGUACAUCAGAGUAUUGACAAACAGUUGUUGACGGUGGCUGUCACCCACUGAGGGAGGCCAUUUAAGGUAGUAAUUAAGGGCCUGUGCUGUAGAAUUGGCCUGAAUUCAAAUCCUGUUGCCCUCAGAGUUCUGUGUGAUCUUGGGCAAGGAACCCAAUCUCUCUGGGCCUCAAUUCCUCAAUUUGAAAAGUGGGGAUGAUAGUACCUACCUCAUAGGGUUAUUGGGAGGAUCAAAUUAGGUAAUAUAUGCAAUGAAGUUGCAGAAGUUCUUGGAGAGUGGGUACAUGGUAAAUGCUCAGUAAAUAUUGUUUAUUUUUAUUAGCUCCCAUGGCUAAUAAAACACUAUUCCCAACACCCUUAGCUCUUACCUGCCCUCUACUUGAGAGACUGGAAACGUGAGGUCUUGCUUUCCCAGGCUCCCUUGCAGCUAGAGUUGACACAAGACAUGAGAGGUGAAGGGGAAUCUUCUGGAGAGCUUCUAAGAAAUUUUUCUUUAGAAAUUGAUUAGUGUUUUCCUGUUCCUUCUUGAAUGUUGUAUGGUUUUGAAUGUCUGGAACAAAAGCAGUUAUCUUGUGACUUUGAGGCAAUAAGCACAAUAUGAUUUAUUUGGACACCUAGUAUCCCCUGCUGAAUGCUAAGCAGCUUCCUAUGGAGGCAUUUGUGGAUGUUGCAAUGAAUGACACAUAGGAAUUGAUGGAUGUGAAAUAAAGUUUAUUACUGAUAAUAACUAGCAAAAGGUUUCCCCAAGAAGGGCUUAGGUUUGGUCUAGAGUGAAAUGUGAAUGUGAUACGGAGGGGUGACUCUGGCUUUUAUUGUGGUGGUGGUGGGUUGGGACCAGGAUGAGGGCUCCCACGUGUGGGCCAGAGGGUAAAUGGUUUGAACUUCUCCCACAAGUGCCAAGGGAGCCAGCAUUUGGGCUUUCUUACCAGCUUGCCUACACUUGGGGCAAAAGAGAGAGGAGAGGGGCAGGGCUUGAAAGCUGUCAGUGGUCAACAUGAGAAAUGGACUCAGACUAUUUCACCCAUGAAAAUCCGACAGGCUUGGGACAGCCCACCAGAAGGAUGGAGGGAGCCCGCGUGUUGGGCAAGCCCCUUGUUGAGUGUCACCACAGGCUAUUCGCAAGAGUAGACAUGUGAUAAAUAUGUGAUGAAGACAUAAAUGUGAAGGGGGUGCUUUUAGAGCAUGGGGAGGCUUUCUUCUGAGCGUUCUUUAAUCAAAUAUUCCCUCCAUCCGUGGCUUGAAGGUGGUGGUCAAGGUCACAGUGAUCCUCAUCACUCAAUAGCUUAAAACAACACAAGUUUGGUAUUUUACAGUCUGGAGGUCAGAAGUCCAAAAAUCAAGGCAUUGGACAGGCUGUAUUCUUUUUGGAAGCUCUAGAGGAGGAGGCUUUUCCAGUUUCUAGAGGAUUCCUAACUUUCCUUGGCUCAGGACUGUACCCCUCCUACCUCUGCUUCUUUUGUCAUAGCUCCUCCUCUGACUCUGACCCUCUGCCUGCCUCCUGUAAGCACCUUGUGAGUACUUUGGCCCCACCUGGAUAAUCCGGGAAGAUCUCCCUAUUGUCAAAGCCUGAAUUUAGUCACUCCUGCAAAUUCAUUUGUCUGCCAUGUAAGGUUACAUUUGCAGGUUCCAGGGAAUAGGAAGUGGAGCUCUUUGGGGGAGAGAGGAGCACCGUUCGGUCUACCGCACCACUGAGUCCUGUGGUAGGCUUGAGAAUGCUGAGGUCAGCUUUGUUCUGAGAAGAAGUAGUCAUCAAUAUGUAAUAAAAUAACAACAGCAGCAAUAAUAGCUAUAUGUUUUGACUGUAUGCUAGUAUGCUCUGACCAUAUGCUCACCUCUUCGCAUGGAUUCAGUUUUACUUAAUUCACAUGACAACCCUAUGAGAUUUAUGGGCCACUAUUAUCCCUUUGUGUAGGUGAGUAAACUGAGGCCCAGAAGGCUUAGGUUGCUUGCUGGAGGCACACAGGCAGUGAACAGUGGAACCUGGCUUUGAAGUAAGGUUGUCUGCAGCCAGAGCUUGGACUCUCAACCUUGACUUCCCAAUUUCCUUGUGAGACUGGACUGUUUUCACUGAGCCUGCUAGAGGCUGGACCCUCCCUGCCUUCCUACAGCCUCCUCAGUCUAGAGCUGGUGGGUUCCUACAGUGGUAGGUUUCUGUGCCUCCUACAGGACUGCAGCUGGGCAGGGGCACCCCAUGAACAAGUGAUGUCUCUGCAGAGGAUGGGCCUGUAUGGUUGAGAACUCACCUGGCCAGUGGGACCUCAGACACCAAGCCCCUUGGGCUCAUCUAGAUACUGGGAUAUCCCCACCCCCUACCCCACCAAACCCAGGGAAAUCCUUGUAAGGGGAGUUAAUGUGGACAGAGAUUCCAUUUUGCCCCAUAGUCAGUAGGAAUAUAGAGGAGUUCUUCCAUUUUUUACUUCUUCCUCUCUGUUCCAAGUAUCAGGAAAAAGUGACAGGACUGUGAGGGGGUUCAGGAGAGAAACCAUAAACAUCCAGGAUAUUUUAGUGAGCUGAUUAAAAGUGAGUUCUGACUUGUAACAGUUUGUGUCCAUAAUAAUCUGAUGGCAGAGUAUGUCCAGAAUAGGCCCUGAUCUUCUUCGUACCUUCGUACUGGGUUCUCUGGGUAAGGGUCAGUGCCACCCCGACUGGGCCCGGCAGUUAGAGGUCAGGUCCAUUGUCCUAGUUCUGCUGUUACUGGACAGGUGCCUUUGAUCUCUGAGCCUCCAUUUCCCCCGCUGAGAGAUGGGGUGGCUGUCCAUAGGCUGCCCUUCUCAGAGGGCUGUGGUGAAUGUGAAUAGAUAGUGCCCAUGAAAGGGACAGUGGAAUGCUGACUAAAAGUCUAACAGAUACACAGCACUCAAGUGGACAGCUUAUCUACCCAGCACCCCUUGCAGUCUUAACAGAACUUUUUCCUGCAGGAACACCCAUUCCUGCAAGUGUGCUGAUCCAGGAUCUCCCACAGCCAUGGGCAUAGACAGAUGACUACCUUUCUGGCUACAGAGAUUGGUUCUGGUUUGGGCUCAGGAGUCCAGGGACCUUUCUGCAACUUUCAGAGCUAUGGAGAAUAACUACCUUUGUACUAUUGCUAAGCUCCAGUGUCAAUCUCACCUGCCUCAUCCUUUAAACUGUUAGAUCCAGCCAUUCCUGCAAGCCACGUUCAUCCUUGAUUUUUUUAUUACAUGAGCUCAUAAAUCUGCCUCCCUCUCUUUUGUGUAAGUUGGUUUAAGUUGGGUAUCUGAUUUUUAAGCCAAAGGAUACUCUAAAGAGUAUCCUUAUUCUUACAGUUAUUAUCUUGAAGGGCCCUGGACCCAUGUUUGGAGGACAUGGAAAACCUGGAGGAAGUCUAGAGGAGAAUAAUAGAGACCUACAGGGAUAGAAAAUAAAGAGAUGAUUAUAGAUUGGACACUCUCCAGAGAGCUGAACAAGAGCAAAUGGUUAAAUGACAGUAAGUUCUUGCUACUGCUGUUGAGACAAUGAGAGUAAGGGUUACUUUAUAUGUCAUUUUCUGGUCAAAAUCAACCAAAAGGCCUAUGCCAUCCUGGCAGGAUGCCAUUUUAUGGAUAAGUUUUUUAUAGUAGUCUUGCCUGUUUUCUAAUGACCCAUGGGGUUUUUAGAAACUGGCUAUGUGGCUGACAUAGGCUUAAUUCUUAUUGAUUCUGCUUGUUGCUCUCCACGGGUUACCCCCAGAGAGCUGGUGGAACUCUUUCUUUAAUUACAGUGUUAGUUUGAUAGAGACAACCCUGGGAGCACUUAAGAUAAAGGCAGGUGUUCCCUAGUGGUCUGAGGACUGAGCUUUCAGUUCACAGAACCCAUGCUGGACCAGGGACCAGUUUGGGAACUGGACUGUGUGUGCAGAAGCUUCUCUUCUCUGUGUCUCCCUAUUUUCACAUGUCUGGUUGAGUGAGUUGAGAGCUCAUGUAAGGGUUUCUUUCCUUGUCUGGGUUGUGGAAUUCCUAAGCAGGCUGAUCUUGAUGUUUUACAGACACCAGGCUCACCCCUCUCCCUGGCCUUGUUCUUGUUCACUCUGCCUCUCUCUGCUUUUCCUUAUAGCCAAGCCGUCUGCUUUCUACAUUUGUGACAGCUCUCAAGCCCUGCCUUCUGUAGGGCGCCUCUUAAGACCAGUCUGAUAUUGUUGAUCAGCCGCUUCUUUCUCCCAGUUGUCCAGACACUUCUCUCCACUCCCAUCGUCCACAUGCUAUUAUCUACCUGCCCUAUGCAUUCCCUGGAGGGCAAGGAACACAGAUUUGUCUCUUGCAAUCUCUGUGACAGCAGGACAGUGGAGGCCAUAGUAGGCCUUUUAUUUGGAGGUUGUGUGGUGACUCACACAUGCCUUGAUUCAUGCGUGUAGCACGCAUUCCUUCAAUGCCCAUUUGUUGGGGAGAGGAGUGGAGAAACAACAUGGACUGGACUUGAUGCCUGCCUGGACAGGCCUGUGGCCUCUCUGACAAGAGGAGCUGGCUUUGGGUAAGGAGGGAGGCUAUUCAUGUGGAGGCCGUGAUGAGCUGGGCAUCUGUGCUCCGGGAGGAGAAGGAGGGAUUUAAACGACUCUUUGGGACAAGUGAUGCCAGUUGACAGCUCCAUCUGGAAUGGAAGCAAAAUUUAAUCAGACCAGCUCUGUGUUUCUCUUUUGGGCCAGUAUUUCCCCAAAUUUCAUUUUGACCAAGGGGCAUGCAUUCACUGUCUUGGCGCGUGGCGCCAUCAGCAGUCACCUGGGUCUAAAAGGCAGGAGUCAGCCUUUAUCCCUCCUUGACCCUCAUGGAAUCCCCCCGAAGACUCUGCUUCCUUGUGUGUCUUCUAUUCAGCAGUCCCCCCACUUCCCUACCACCACCAUCCUGGUUCAGAUCUGGCCCCUUCCCCAGUCCUCCUUGCCUCCCGUCUUGUCCUACCAAACUGGCUGUUGUUCAUUUCACCUAAAGCCAGCUUGCGCAGUCAUGUUGCCAAAAACCCUUUUGCCUAAGGAUCGAUUCUCCCAAAGACCAGUUCACCUCAAAUUAAGUAUUCUCCAAUAUUUUCAGAACUAUUUGACUUACUGAUUAUUUUUUGCUUUUUUUUUUCAUUUUAAAACCAAUUCAUGCAAGAGCAUUUGACUUAAUUUUGUAUUUCUAAUGAGUAUUUAUUAAGCAGGCAGCUUUUUUGAAUGACUAGUUUGUAUUCUUAUAGAUGUCUUUUUCUAGUUUACAUACUUUCAUUAACUUAAAGGUAACCAAUAUUCAGCCAUUUGUCUAAAGACACUUUCCUCAAAACAUAGCUGUCCUAGCAAGAAACAUUCAAGACACUAAUUACAAUCAAUUGUUAUGCACUGUGUCAUCUUGAUCUCUUAACUAAGGGCACAUCAAUUUCAGAUGGAAAAUGGUGGGUAUUAAUGUUGAGUUUUGUAUGAUGCAUAUUAUUUUAUGAAUUAGGGACCUUGAAAAAGGAUGAUUCUUAUAUGCAGUAUGACAGGCCUGCCAAUGACUGGUAAAUAACAUGCUCAAUUUGUGUGUACUGAGUUGAGUGAGUGAAAUUCUGAGGCAAGAUCCUAAUACUACCACUUGUAGCAAUUUAUCUCAGGAGUGAACUGUGUCAACCAUCAGGCAGGGGGCAUCUGCCUCAAAUUUUAAACAAAAGAAUCUAGUGGAAUGAAAUAGACCAUCAUCGAUAAAGGUAACAAACUUUUGACCUAGGAAAAUAGGUAGGAUUUGCCUGGGGUUCUAAAACAGGUAUGGCAAAUACCUGGCAUGGUGCUGCCAACCCUUACCAUGAUCUAUGAAUGCCAAUUCUACACACUGAUCUCUGUGUCCUUUUGGGUCAAGCUGGGAUAUGACUCUAGAAUCCUUCUUACCAUAGCAUAGCAGUCAACUGCUACUGAAUGAGUAGUGUUGGCAUGUAAUGGCCAGUUGCUGUUUUUAUUCUCAGAGUAAGAUCCUUUCUUUACCUGGGAUAGUUUUGGGGCUCUCAUUGAUGCACAUGGACAAACAAGUUCACUACUCCACAGUGAGAGAACAUGCCUAGCUUUCUGGUGAUGGGGAGGAGACAUCUUGGGCUCAUUUCAACAGAUUGAUUUAAAGGCAUUGGGAUGUCAUUCCCUAGCUUAGAGGCCUUUUAGACACUGGCCAAUUUUUCUUUUGCAGGGAGUUUUAUCUUCUGGGAUGUGGUGAGCCAUCCUUAGUCCAUACAUUAGAACCCAAAGGAUUUCUGAGCAACAGCCAAAUCUCCUCUGACAGUGUUCAGCUUGGAAAGCUACAGCAUGGAACUAGAGGGCUCCUGGGCUGGGAGUCCAGAGACCUGGGGGUGCUGACUGGCCAGUCACGUAGGGCAAAUAUCCUCCUCCCUCACCCUCUUGUUUCUCAACUGCAAAUUAAGGAGACUGGGUUACAUCAGUGUUUCUGGAGGGGGUGGUGCCGGUCCCCCCACCAGGCACUUUUUGGAGAUGUGUGGAGACAUUUUUAGUGAUCACAAUGACUGGGGGUAUUUUCUGGCAUCAAGCAGUGGAGUCAAGGACACUAGAUGUAUUCCUAUGCAGAGCACAGCUUCACUAGACAAGGAAUUUUCCUGUUACCUGUGUGAUUUCCAGAUGCCUCACAGGAUAUUCACGUGGUGAAAGUACUGAUGAAUAAACCCUUAUGAUCCUUCUAAUGAACUGAAUCUACAAACCAACUCUGUUUUACAUGUAAAGGCAAAGCUUUUUUGCAUGGUUUUAAUACCCAUUGAAUUCUACAGGAAUGCAAUUACCAGGAGAAUUGAUGGAGGAUUUGUUUUCCUUAGGAUUAUUGUUCACCAGUUUAGAAAAGCACAUAACCAAUGGCAAUGUGGAAUCUGUGUUGAAUGGCCAGUGUGACCCACCUAUAUCAUAUUAAUCUGACUUAAAAAAUUAUAUAUAUAUGUAACUAUACAAUGAAGUGGAUUUAUAUGAUGAUGUGAAAUCCACAGAAACUAUAAUAUACCUACAUAACUAUAUAUAUAUAUUGUUGGGUCUGAUUGGUAUGAAAACCACUGGUCUAAAGAUACCCUAAGGUUCCUUUUGCUUGAACACCUCUGAGCCUGUUAGAGUAGAAAAGAGAUUCAUGUGGCAUGAAAAGUGGAAAACACGCAGCAGAUCAAGGCAAAUGAAUGUCCCCCGAUUGACAGAGUCCACUGCUUGAGAGUGCCCACCACUGCAUAGACCUGGGACUGUAGUGAAGUCCUUGAUUUUGGACUCUGUGUUCAAAUGGGGUUCAGGAUCGGAACCUGCUAGUUAACACAGCCAGGUGAAUCUUUAUUGUUGGCAGGGGGUCCAGCGCAAUGCGCACCUGCUGUACGUGGAAUCUUUUCUCAUAGCUCCUUAACUUCUAUCGGCAAACCUUCCUCUAACCCCGUUUUCAGGAUGUAAUUUUAGUAAAAUUCAACUUGAACGGCACCAAAUUACAUAAUUAAUUACAUUCAGCUUCAAUUACAAUCACUAAUUGAUCAAAGCCUGCUAGCACAACACGUUCAUUAUUUGGCACACAAUUAUUGAGUGCCUACUUUAUGCUGAGAAUAAAGUAGAAAACAAUU